CGCACACUCAUGAACGAAGAGGUCGAGCAGCGGCUGGAUUCGGAGUACAGCAUGCGUAUAGUGCGGGACGAGCAGUUUUACCGUACUUUCUACCGCGGGAUGCCUGGAGACACUGCUACUGAGGGCAAGAAAAAGAGUGCAUCCUCGUCGCCAGAAGCCGAGGAUGCGAGCGAAAACAAUGAUGCGUCAGAGGAGGAGGAGGAGGAGGAAGAAAUUCUACCAGACGGCAGCGUGAAGAAGCUGAAAGCACAGGUGCCGUACGGGGUUUCCUUGCGUUUCGAGUGUCAAAACGACUACAGAGACGGGCUGCAGCGGCACAAUCAGGUGCUGACUUGCGAAAAAGAUGGAUCGUGGUCGCGCUUCAAUCCUCUGGCCUGUGUGCACUCGACCAGCUGCUUGUUCAGCGAUUUGCGCGACCCGCAGUUAGGCACCUACAGCGGCACGUACUACCACCCAAGAGGGCGUCCUUUCAAAGUCGCCAAGACUAUGUACAAUGGCCGCAACAAAAACGUCGAUUACCUGGAGCACGGUCAGUGGGUCGCACCUGCGUGCUCGGACCCGGACUUCGUGCGAGCGGACACGCGGAAGCGGACGCAGCAAAAGGAUCUCUCCUCCGUGGAGCGCUUGUACUGCUACGACGGUAACUGGGAAAUGGUGAAGGAUGUCGAGGGCUUCGUUGGUUGGAUGAAGGACAACGGCUACGCGGAGAACAAGCCGCCGAAACCUAAGGAAGACAAGGAAAAGGCAGAGGGAGAGAAGAACGACGACGAGGAUGGGGAGGACGACGACGACGGGAAAGGUAGUAGUUCCUCCUCCGCAGACGGGAGAGAAAAGUUUUACGCGAACAUCCCAGACGCAGAGCGCGCCGAAUGGACGAACCAGGCUCCGCUGGGUGGCUGUCGGCGCUUGCUCAGCUGCGAAGAGGAGAAGUGGUUAAAGGUAAUGGGUGCUCCCGAGAGCAGUAGCAAAGAUGCGAAGAAGCCGCCGCGAC
Amoebophrya sp. A25 is the source of this 991-nucleotide messenger RNA. The record is from the annotation of a GenBank genome assembly. NCBI's taxonomy places the organism in Eukaryota, Dinophyceae, Syndiniales, Amoebophryaceae.